AUGGCGGAACGAGACACAUAUUGGAUGCACGUUAUCGACACGAACCCUGUUCGAAUGGUGGCCUUGUUCCAUUCCAUUUGGGCUCGAAAUCGCUUUGCUCCGCGCAGUAGGUUCGGGGAUGGUCCAGAGAGCUUUGCUACUGCAGUCGGUACGGUCCUCGAGGUGGCCGACGAUCCUUCGAGAACUAUGUGGGAUAAGUUGGUAGAGAAUGGGAUUACGGAGGAAAUCUGCGCAUGUAUACGCACAGCACAUAAAAUCAAUAUCGUAUCAGAACGGAAUCAGCGAUACACGGAUUUAUUCGACAAGGUGUCACCGUUCAUCAUUUUCGUGGAAAUUCUUGUGAAUGCCGGCCACCACAUCCAGAGCCCUGAAUCACGUACGAAUGGUCAUGUUCUCUCAGUCAUCAAAGAAAACUGGAGCAAAUUGGUGCGAAAGAUGUGGGAUGAUCGUCAGCUUAUGCUCAUACCGAGUCGGCACGAUGAAAGGAUGGUGGUCAUGCGGCUUAUGGCCGCCUUCUUGAAUGACGCUGAUUCAUUUACCCCGUGUAUGCUCAUUGAGCCACACUCAGGGGUCUUCAUCAUCGCCGUCUUUGCAUUCACUCUCAUCCUCCGGCCAGAAGACUGUGGGCCUUUGCCAAAAGACCUGCACGCUCGGAUGCUCAAAGGGACCCCUAAAGGCUCCUUCACUCGGUUCUUCGAACAAUAUACUCGAAAUUUACGGUCGUGUACGGCCUUUGAGCUAUACGGCGGCAUUCACAUGCUUGAAUUCCUAUGUUACAGAUCAUCCAGGGAAUGCGACCCCGAAGCCAAAUUUCUUGACGCCUUGUUUCACUCGCAUAGUCUGCUUUCCUGGUUCAUCGACAUAGUUAAAUCACCUGACACUGCCACACCUACCCUGGGCGAUGAGAUGAGCUCAGUGAUCCAAACAAGUCUUGCUGUUAUCACUUACUGUCUACGUCACAUCAUUGUGGAAGGUUUGGGGGACACUGGCACCGACUUUCUCCGAUUUAUGGGUCGUGCUGAUCUGUUUGGCGCCUUAGAGAACCUGCUAGUCACCAAAGGCGAAACCGUCCGGGACGCAUCUGGAGCCGUGACUGCACUUCUCCUCGACAUCUGGCGUAUUGUGGACUUGUACCCAUCUACUCUAUGCAUUCUUCGCCGCAACUUCCCACGUCCUCGCCUAUUGCGCGCAUGCUUGGACAUAGCAUUCACUUUAUACCCAAUUCGUAAAGGCUUUAUCAAAAUCGAUCUCGCCAAUGAGCAAAGCCUCCAGACACUGUGGAUCUUCCUUGACCACCUCGAAAAGAUGUCGCUCAUGAGCCAUCGAUGCAUGAGAAGGGGGUGCAAUGCACGACGCACGGCUAGGUGCAAGCUUUGUUACGUGGUCGAGUAUUGUGGGAGACAAUGUCAGAUAUUGGACUGGCCAGAACAUCGUGUCAUAUGCGGUUUCAAGAACAACAUGGUACCCACGGAAGCCGCGCUUCUUCCACCAGAAAGGCUCCCUUUUCGGCUUGGGGAGCUUUUUUCAGACGACAACCCUCAAGUCGAGGCUGAAUGA
This is a messenger RNA of Stereum hirsutum FP-91666 SS1, 1557 nucleotides long. RefSeq lists its product as uncharacterized. Lineage: Eukaryota; Fungi; Basidiomycota; Agaricomycetes; Russulales; Stereaceae. The transcript is spliced from 8 exons. The record is from RefSeq and is a predicted model, not a curated record. Bases 1 to 1557 code for a protein of 518 amino acids.